GCCGUAGCAGCUGAGAGGCCACGCUGUAGUGCCCAUGCUGCAGGAAGUAGCGCUAAACUCAGCGUUGGUACCUGCAUUUCUAGCUGCUGGGAGCAUCGUGUUAUUUGUGGCUAGGAGAGUGUCUUGCUAUGGGAGGGCAAGCUAAGGGCAAGAAACACGGCAAGGCCAGGAAGAGGCGGCCAGGGAGAGCUGGAGGGAACGAUUUCUCUGAUCUGCCAGCGCAAGACAAAAUGAAAAUGAAAAUGCAAAACAGAGCUAAGAAAAAGACAGCUGAAAAAUAUACAGUGCACCAACUACUGGAAAAGACUGAGGAGUACCUGGAUAAUUUUAAUUAUGAAAUGGCACAGCUUUUCUGCCAGAGAGCCCUGGACAUGGACCCCACCAACCUAGAUAUAUUGGAUAUGAUGGGUAACAUCUGUAUGGAGCUGGGGCAUGCAGAGAAGGCAAAACAAGUAUUUCUAAAAGCUGUAGAACUCUGUCCUGACAAAGGGCAUGCCAAAUAUAUGUGUCUUGGACAGAUCCAUUGCAAGGAGGAAGCACUUCACUAUUUUAAUAAAGGAAUAGAAAUUAUGCUCAGUGCGUAUCAGAGCCAACCAGCCUUGGCCAAGGCAGCCGGCUUCCCUGAUGAAAUAGAAGUAACUACAAAGGAUAUCGCAGCUGCUUUCUGCUCUGUUGCUGAGAUUUACUUUACUGAUCUCUGCAUGGAAGAAGAAGCAGGUGAGAAAUGUAAGGAAAUUCUUCAGAAGGCGUUAGAAUAUGACCCAAACAGUUCUGAAGCCCUUCAGUUAAUGGCUAGUUAUCUCUUCAGCAUGGAUCAACCACAGGAGGGAAAGGAAUAUCUGAUGAAGAGCUUGGCAUCGUGGUUACCAAGUAUGCAGAAAAAAGAGGCAGAAAUGCAAGGAGAUGGUACAGAGGAGCCAACAGAGCUUGCGUCCGAAGUCCUUGAAGCCCUUCUAGAAGAGGACGAUGAAGUUGUCCAGGUAUGGUAUCUGUUGGGAUGGGUAUGCUAUCUCCAAGCCAAGGCACCUGAUGAGGAUGAAGCGUUCAAGGACUCUGCCAGGACGUAUCUAAGAAAAGCCAAAAAGCUCUACCACAAGCUGAAGUCUGACGAUUCCCAACUCGGGGAACACGUGGAACAACUGCUAAGCGAGCUGGGAGGGGAGGAAGCUUUGGGAGACUCCGAUGCUGAAGACGGAGCCCUCGACGAUGUGGAAGAUGAUUUUUUGGAAAGCAGCGAGGAUGAAGCUAUGGAGAGCUGAUUAUUCUAAUGCCUAUAAAGCAACACAAUUUGUAAUAUUAUGAUAAAGGCAAACUUUAAAUAGGAAUCUCCACCUAUAAUUUCUUUUUGGCAUAGGUCAUUUUUAACAACUACAACUAUAUACAUGCAUUAAAAAUACCCUGUGGUUGAAGUGCUAGUUGUAAAUGCAAUUGCCAUUGAAAUCAGUAUCUGUGCCUUUCUGGUUUUGUCUUUUGUAACAAUGUAAAUGUAAUUUCUAUUGAAAGGAGUCUUUAUCGCUCCCUUUCUGUUAUUUGCACUGCUGGUUCUGAUUCUUGAAACAGUCAGCUCAUUCACAGACAGGCAAUAAAAAGACUAUUUUCAAUUGUAAUUACAUGAAAGAAAAAAAAAACAACCUUUGAAACAAUUACAGAUUUGUAAUGAAUAUAUAGGGGAAGUUGUUUAGAAUUGCAUUUUCUUUCAUUGUGCAAAACAUAGGUGGAGUUCCCCUUUAAGUGUAUUCACUGCACCUAAAAUGUGUAUUUUUGAUAUCAGAUGAUGCCAUUCUUACUUUCCCAUAAGACAAUUAAACAUACAAACUGUA
Xenopus tropicalis (tropical clawed frog) is the source of this 1820-nucleotide messenger RNA. RefSeq names its product probable assembly chaperone of rpl4. The transcript has 10 exons. Gene Ontology annotation, cellular component: nucleus. Lineage: Eukaryota; Metazoa; Chordata; Amphibia; Anura; Pipidae. The record is from RefSeq and is a predicted model, not a curated record. Bases 129 to 1259 code for a protein of 376 amino acids.